AUGAUUGCAAUCCUAUUGGGCAUCACUGUUUCGGUGUUGUGCCUUUACUUUCUUCUGAAGGAGUUGCAGCGUCCUGCUGGCUAUCCUCCAGGUCCCCAAUGGCUCCCGAUCGUUGGCAAUACGCCGCAGAUACGCAGAAUGACGGCUCAAAAUGGUGGGCUGCUGAUCAACGUGUUCAACCAGCUGUCCGAUCGUUACCGAAGCUCAGUGAUCGGCUUGAAGCUGGGCCAGGAACGGUUUGUGGUUGGGCUGGCGUACGAAGACGUGAAGGAAAUCCUCUCCAGCGACGUAUUCCUUGGAAGGCCGGACAAUUUUUUCCUUCGUCUACGGACCAUGGGCACGAGACUCGGGGUAACCUGCACCGAUGGCACAUUCUGGAACGAGCAACGAAGCUUCGUGACACGCUACCUACGACGGGCAGGAUACGGACAGGAAGCGAUGCACGUUCAGAUUCAGGCCGAGCUGGCCGAGCUGUUGAGCGUUCUGGGCAAUCGCUCCGGAGAACCCCUGUGGCCCUCCAGCAUCCUGUCGAUCAGUGUCAUCAACGUGCUGUGGACCUUCGUGACCGGUGAACGAGUUCCUCGCGAGGACGAUCGUUUGGUGCGCUUACUGAACCUACUACAGGAGCGCUCGAAGGCGUUCGAUAUGGCCGGGGGAACGCUUAACCAGCUACCGUGGAUCCGCUUCCUGGCGCCCGACUGGAGUGGCUACAAUCUGCUGCGUCGGUUCAACGUGGAACUGAACGAGUUCUUCGCCACAACGAUCACGCAGCACCAUCGGAAUUUUAGUGAAGAGAAAGCAACGGACGAUCUCAUCUACGCGUACAUCAAGGAAAUGCGUGACCGCCGGGACGAUCCGGAGUCGACGAGCUUCAGCAACUUGCAGCUGACCAUGGUCAUACUGGACAUGUUUAUUGCCGGUGGGCAAACGACGAGCUCGACGCUUGAUUUGGCGUUCAUGAUGAUGAUCCUGCGGCCGGAUGUGCAGCAGCUGGUACACGAAGAGAUCGACACCCAGCUGGCACCGGAAGCCUCGCCACACUACGGCGAUCGUACGAAGGUUCCGUACGUAGAGGCGGUCCUGCUUGAGGUGCAACGAUUCUUCAGCAUCGUAUCGCUGGAUGGGCCAAGGCGUACCUUGGAGGAUUGCACGCUGGGGGGAUACCGAAUCCCGAAGGACACCACGGUGCUGAUGGGACUGCGCAAUGUACAUAUGGACCCCGGGCACUGGGGGGAUCCCGAAGUGUUCCGGCCGGAGCGUUUCCUGGAUGGGCAGCGUAACAUCGUAAACACCGAGCGGCUGAUGCCGUUCGGGCUGGGCAAACGGCGCUGCCUCGGGGAAACGCUGGCCCGCUCCUGUCUGUUCACGUUCUUCGUCGGGGUGAUGCGGCAGUUCUGUUUGUGCCGUGACCCGCAAGCCGAGGGCGAUGAAAUGGCGCCCUCGAUGGUGCUGAAACCAGGCAUUACUCUUUCGCCCAAGCCGUACCAUGUCGUGUUUCAGCCCCGAUCGACAGCGGUUGAUGAAACAUAUUAG
This is a messenger RNA of Anopheles bellator, 1533 nucleotides long. RefSeq names its product probable cytochrome P450 305a1. The coding region runs from base 1 to 1533 and encodes 510 amino acids. Gene Ontology annotation, cellular component: intracellular membrane-bounded organelle; cytoplasm. Gene Ontology annotation, biological process: xenobiotic metabolic process. Gene Ontology annotation, molecular function: iron ion binding; oxidoreductase activity, acting on paired donors, with incorporation or reduction of molecular oxygen, reduced flavin or flavoprotein as one donor, and incorporation of one atom of oxygen; heme binding. The transcript is spliced from 3 exons. The record is from RefSeq and is a predicted model, not a curated record. Lineage: Eukaryota; Metazoa; Arthropoda; Insecta; Diptera; Culicidae.